AUUUGUGCUUCAAGGAAUAAUUAUUUUAUUUUGACUCCAGCAGUUGGCACUGGCCAAAGUGAUUUCCGAGGGCACUCGAUGUAUGUCCCAGAUCACAGUUCCACACUAGGGCGACUAGACAGCUAUCGCUCUGCUAUGCAGCGGUCUGAAACCAAGGACACCAGCUGCCAAACUGAAGAAGUUAAAGUUGUGCCUCCUUCAAUGAGAAGAAUACGAGCACAGAAAGGACAAGGCAUUGCAGCUCAGAUGUCUCAGUUCUCCAGCUCAUCUGGAAACAUGUCUGUGAUGAGUGAUUCUGCUGCAGUUAUAUUUGCUUCUCGCCAGAAUAGUGACAUAGGUUUUCACAGCUUGCCUCGGGCUGGUGCAAGAGUGUCUCUGCAGUCCUUAGAACAGACCCAGAGCAUCUCCAGACAGACAGAAGACAUUGCUGGCACUUUGCCCCACCAGAUAAGUAAACUGCAAGUGGAUGAUGAUGUUGUGCAUCUGAGAAAUAAUGCCACAACAGGAACUCUUUCGAGGCCAAAGUCUCAAGAGGUAAGAAGUUAUGACAGCGAAAAGUCUACUAGCCCAGCAUGUGUAGUCUCUCCUCAUGCCACCUACUCAACAAGUGUCAUACCCAAUGCAACACUGUCAUCCUCCUCAGAAGUUAUUGCUAUUCACACUGCCCAGAGCACUGGAUCGCUGGAUAACAAAAUGAGCAGUUCUACUGUGUACGCAAAGCCAAGAGACAAUCCUGUUGCCAACAAUGCAAUAAGUGGGAAAGAAGAUCACCAUUCUUCAAGUGGUAACUGGAGUGAGAGUAGCUCCACACGUCACUCACAGACUUCAGAUACUAUCCCAUCUAAUACUGUCAUGUUUCUUUCUCUUGGUGACUCUGCUGUCUCUCUGAGCACUCCUGGAAACGUAGAGGCUGGUUCUCAGAGUGUGAACUACAGCUGUAGAAGCAAUCUUGCUUUACCAAACCAGUCCCAGGACAGUGAUGGUAGGAGUGAAUCUAGCUACUCAGGGGAGCGAAUGCAAGGUGCAGUGAGCAGCUCAGAGCACUGGCUAUACAAGUCUGCAGAAAAUAGUGAGACUGCAUCAUGCAAGGUAGCUUGUACCACACCAGGCUGUGCCACUCCUGGCAGCAACCUUAGCAGCAGCAGCCUGGAGAGGACGUCAGUCAAAGAAGAUUCCACUUCUCUGUAUUCUGUAGACCAUGAUGGUUAUUACAGUUCUAUGAGCAUGGACUCUGGACUGAAGUCAGACAUGCCAUGCUAUAGUACUAAUGGUUUUGGGAAUCCCAGAGACAGUGUGAUUAAUGUCUUUGAAGCAAAGGAGAAGAAACAUCAAGAUGACCAGCCAGGCCAAGGUGAAAAAUCCCUUGCAAGAAACAUCUCUCUAAAGAAGGCAAAGAAGCCGCCUUUACCACCAUCUAGAACAGACUCACUCAGAAGGGUACCCAAGAAGAAAGCUCAGUCCAAUGGACAGGUACUUGAUGAAACCCUCAUUGCCACCCUCCAGCAUUCUCUUCAGUUGAAUCUCAAGUGCAAAAAUGGCAGCUCCCCUUCCCAGAGCCCCUGCAGUGACUAUGAAGAUCCCUGGGUGUUGCGCUCUCGCAGCCAAAGCUCAGUCAGUGCAAGCAGCAGCAUGAUGUCCACUACUGCCCCAAACCUGUACUCCAUUUGCACAGUCACUCCCUCUCAGAGUGAAACAAGCAGCAUCAAGUCGGAGUAUGCUGACCAGUGGGGUUACUACAGUGACUAUGGUGCAGUGGCAGAUGACCAGAUGAAGUCUCCAGUGACCCAUUCUGCCAGUACCUCUUCUGCUCUCAGUGAUUACAGCAUCAGCCACUUCAGUGAUGGCUCAAGGGCUUCUGUGCCACAAGUGCCCACUGGACUGGCCAAACCAAAGAGCACUUCUCCAGAGAAGUCCCACCGAGUCACAUCACCAUCCAGUGGGUACUCCAGCCAAUCCAAUACACCCACUGCACUUACUCCAGUGCCUGUGUUUCUAAAAUCUGCGUCAUCAGGAAAUGGGAAAUCCAAGCUGAAACCUAAAGUGCCUGAAAGGAAAUCUUCUCUUCUGUCUUCAGUCUCCAUUUCUUCAUCCUCCACUUCUCUUUCUUCAAAUACUUCUACUGAAGGGAGUGUGAGUGUGAAGAAAUUGGAACCCCCGAGUUCUCCUCCAGAUUCUGGUGCACCUCCUCCUCCACCUCCUCUUCCAGCACCUCCUCCACAUUGCCUUGAGCUCUCUCCUCCCUCUUCCCCUCCUCCUCCUCCAGCAGAAGCUGUGGAUCUAUCACCAUUGCCAGCUUCUCCCACAUUUCCCCCCCCUCCACCAGAAGCCGACGUAAAUUCUUCCUUUGCUCACAGUGUCCAGUGGUUACCCCAAGAAGCUUCCAUCAGUUCAUACUCCUCCCCUGUUCCUCCUCCUCCUAUUUUCCCUUUAGUUGUCCCACCACCAGCACCACCUCUUGAUCCCAAACUGACAAAAGGUGCAAUGAUAUGCCCGCAGUAUUCAUUUAAGAAAUACGAUCAGGAAGAUUCUUGCUACAAUGCUGUGAAACAGCCAUUCAGCAAGCAAGAUGCAUCAAGACCUGUGAUGCCCUUAGUAACCACCAAAGCAUUGCAAAUGGUGCAGCUGAGGUCUAUCAAAAAAGCAACAGAAGGGGACUCGUCACCUGAAUCUGCUUCUGAAACCAUUUCUCAGGAAAAGGGUGUUGUAAGCUCAUCAUCACAGUCUUCCCUAAGGCCAUCACUCUCACUAAGACUCAGUAACAGCUUAGGUGAAGAGGAGAUGAAGAUUCAUGGCAAUUCAUUUAAAAACUCACCUCAAACACUGGCUCAGACUUCUCCUCUGAUGCUCUCUGACAACAUGCCCAAGCUUGAGAGCGAUCAAAAUUCUGCAGUUACCACGGGUCUAAACAAGUCUUUGGAACCGGAUUCCCUAGGGUCAGCUCCAGAAGCCACACCUAGGUCCCCAGUGCGGAGUGAAGACUUCCAUUCUGGCAUGCCACUGCAGGGGUCACCAGCAUCUCCAGACAAGACUCAGGUCAUUUUGCCAAACAAGAAGCCACCUCCCAUUUCAAAGAAACCCAAACUGUUCCUCGUUGUACCACCUCCACAGUUAGAUCUCACAGUGGAGAAAAUAGCUGAAGUGAGUGAUACUGUCAGAUGCACAUCAAGCCCGACUAAGAGAGACGCUGUACUUACACACUGCGAGGAGGCGAGAAAUUGCCUUACAGAUGGACUCAGCUCUAGCAAGAUGGACUCUGGCAGCCUGGUUCCUGAGGGAGGAGCUGCCGGAGUCACCUUCUCUGAAGCAGUGGGAGCUGGUGCCUUUGUGGUACAGCCCGCUGCAUCACCAGUUCAAGAGGAGCCCAGGCAAGAGGAGCAAUCGGCUUUUGAUGAAGGAAGCAGCUCAGGCAGCAGCCAAGACAGUGGCAGUAAUACUGAAGUACACCUGUCUCAGGAGAACGAAAGUGCCGAGGUGUUUGAAUCAGAAACAGCAAGUAGUUCAUUCCUGCCAAGCAAUAAUUAUGGGGAAGAGACGGACGGAGUGGCAACACCAGCGAGACCGAGGACUACUGAGGAUCUUUUCGCAGCCAUUCACAGAUCCAAAAGGAAAGUCCUUGGCCGUAAAGAUUCUGAGGACGAUCGUACCCGCAACCAUUCUCCUUCACCCCCCGUAACACCCACUGGUGCUUCCCCAACCUUAUCUACCCUCAAACAGGCAGGAUCUAUUCAGAGAAGCGUUCGCAAGAGCAGCACCAGCAACGACAACUUCAAAGCCCUGCUGCUGAAGAAAGGGAGUCGCUGUGACACCAGUUCCCGCAUGUCAGCAGCAGAGAUGUUGAAGCACACGGAUCCACGGUUCCAUCGAGCCAAGGCGGAUGCCUCUCCUGACCUCUCCGACAGCCCUGCCAGCUGCUCACCCAGCAAGAGCAAACGGGCCCAAGAGGAGUGGGCCAAGAGUGAGGGCCUGAUGCCGAGGAGCAUGUCCCUCUCCAGCACUAGGUACGGCCGAUCACGAACACCACCCUCUGCUGCCAGCAGCAAGUACAAUGUUCGCAACCGCAUCCAGAGCAGCCCCAUGACUGUGAUUAGCGAAGGAGAUGGGGAAGUGGUGGAGCAGUCAGAGAGCAGGGCCCAAAGGACUUUGGAUGAGCAGCAAGAGAGGCAGCUUGAUGUAUUUAACAGUGAUGAAAUAGACAUGAGUGACUUUUCGUAUUCUGAGGAGCCAGACUGCAAGGAGACCUUGGAUCCAACUCAUCUGGACUUAAUGACUCAGCCGGGUACUUCGAGGAAGUACCUAAGUCCUUCAGCUGAAGAAAGUUAAGAGGCAGUGACAGAUGGCGUUGGAUAUUAGUCUAGAAAAUGACAAAGGACUAGAUUCCAGAAGAAAGCCCAGAUCAGGACAAGUUUACUUCGCUGAGCAUUUACUCCAUGAACUGCAUGUGUGUGUUUAAAUGCUGAAGCAACGGUAGUUCUGCAUGGUUGGGGUGGGGUGGGGAGGACUUGCUUUGAAUGAGUGGUCUGUGGCUUAAAGAAAUUAACAGCUGAAACUGUUGUGUGAAGCCUUAGAAGUCCUCUUGGGGGCGGGAGUAGGGGAGUUUUCUCAGAGCCUGUAGGGGUGUGAAGUUUUUCUUUUUCUUGAGACUGCAAUUGUGCAAGUAAAAUUUAAAAAUAAGCCUGCUAAAGAGGAAGAGGAAGGCUUCUGUGGUAUAAGAUGGACAUCUGCUUGAAAAGCAUUGUUAGUGCAGUGUAGUGCAUUUGUUAAGCAGAGAGGUAGGAUGAGGAUCCUGUGGAAGGUAGUAGGGUUGGUGCUGGGGCCACGUGGCUUCUUAUCCAGGUAUGUCCCAGCAUUAGAUGAAGUGUGUCCUGCUAAUGCCAGUAGGUCACCAUGUUAGAAUUGGUCCAGGGUACUUUGUUUUUUCCUGAGGGAAAAUGGAACACAAGUUGACGUAGAUAAAGGGAGCCAAGUUUUCUAACUCAGCACUGGCUGCUAUGCAGCCACACACAUACACUUGGGGAAACACUCAUUUCCAGGUGAACUGCUUCCUUGGCCGGAGUAUUCCCUUAGAGAACUGGAACAACUGGAUAUGUGCAGAGGAUAUGAGCAGACAAGGGAAGUGGGAAAGGAAUUAAGCAGUAUACUGCCAGAGUUUGGAACGGUUAAGCUUCUGAAUUCUAAAAUAGAAUUUGAGAACUUGCACUACAGGUCUGUAGGUGAAGCCUAUCUUUCAGAAUUGAAACUUGGGAGUUACGUUUUGCCAGAAGUCUUUCUUCCAUUUGUCAAAACGGAAGAGCUAUUACUUUUCAUCACUUGAAAUAUGAAUACUUGCUAACUUUUGGUUACCAAAGAAUAAGUUACAGUUACUUUCCUUUUUGAUUUGCCUGCAGUAUUUCUUUUCUUUUUUAACCUUAAUAAUUUAGUGAAGUUCGUUUUUAUUGUGUAUUUUACAGAUAAUAAAAACAUUUAACGGUUUUCCAAUUGUAAAGAAGACCAUUAAUUGAAACUGAAAUAUUGGCUGGAGUUUUUGGUUCUUAGUAGGAAUUAAGGUUUUAACUUGUAAGAAGAAUUCUGCAUCGUUUGAUGGCGUGAGCAGUUUUGUAUUGUUUGUAAAUAUUGAAAGUUGUUAAAAUAUCUUUUGAUCUCCCUACUGUAGAAUUUAUACAUUUUUAGAUUGCUUUUAAAAAGAAAAAGCACUCUUUGUAGAUUAUUUAUUUUAGAGAAAUAUGCUUGUAAUCUCUUUCUUCAUUCCUUUACUUGUUAGUAAUGUAAAUUUCAGGGGCCUUUGUUUAACUCUUCCCUUCUCAAGAGGGGAAUAGUGAUGAAAAUGCUGUGACUUUGCUUCAAUAAAGAAGGCGGCUGCCAGUUGCCAUAUUGUCUUUUGAGUUGAUUAAAAUCUCCUUCAAAAGA
Molecule: messenger RNA, 5904 nt
Organism: Meleagris gallopavo (turkey)
Lineage: Eukaryota; Metazoa; Chordata; Aves; Galliformes; Phasianidae
Source: RefSeq, a predicted model, not a curated record